Molecule: messenger RNA, 756 nt
Organism: Cladophialophora yegresii CBS 114405
Lineage: Eukaryota; Fungi; Ascomycota; Eurotiomycetes; Chaetothyriales; Herpotrichiellaceae
Exons: 1
Coding region: 1-756 (251 amino acids)
Source: RefSeq, a predicted model, not a curated record
AUGGGUUCCUCAACUUCGACAACGAAGCAGUUUCUCGAAGGACUGGAACCAUUUCAGCGACGCGCCGUCAGAAAGCUCGAGCUCCAUCUUCUCGCAAGUGUGACGGAAGCAUGGUCGCUGAGGUCGAUAUUAAGAUCGAUAGCUGGCGUCUCCGACUCGACCGACCACCAAAAGUCCGUGCCAGACAGCUGGCACGGAGAGUUCGAUAUUAGUUGUUCUAGAUCGCAAUCGGAAGAGAAGGCAUAUGGCACAAGUAUCUCUGGCGGGAGCGACCUUCGAGAGUUGAUCAUCUUCAUCAGCACAAGAGACCUGCUCCUAGCACAAGCAGACUCUUUAGUUGGACUGCUGCACAUCUUGACCGUUCCUCCUGCGGCGCACGCGUAUGCGAAGCCUUGUACACCGUUCGCUUGCACAGCUUCAUGGGUUACCGAAGGGCUUGUUUAUCUCAGAUCGCUUCGAAGAUUGAGGAUUGUCAUAGAAGCCAGUGUCUCUGUUGCCAGCCAACUGACCACCCACAACAAAACAGGCUUCUCGAACUUUGUCAAAUCGGUGUUACCGAGGGCCGUUGUUGAAGUUGAGUGGAUUACACAGAAGAACAUGAUCCUAUCCCCAGACGAUGAUGAGUGGGUCUCCUUCCUCGGGGGUAGCGACUUGAUGGCUUCUGAUGCAGGACAGGUCUCAGUCAAUGAGGACCACGAGGGCAGAGGGAUGAACAGGAGAGUUGGAUGGUCCAGUUGGGGAAGUAUCCAGCAGUAA